GUGUGUUCGGCAGUAAAACAAAUAAAGUAGAGUCAGUGUCAGUGAUGGAGGAAGAAUCUGUCACUUUACAAACCUUUGUUACUAAAAUACACGAUGAUGACGACAUACUGUGGAUAUUUGGAGCUGAAAUGUCUCUCAUAGCUAAAAUCAGCAUUGAGAACCAAAUCUUCUCAACAUUUGAUGAUGUUCAUGACGGGAGAUUCAGAGACAGACUGAAGCUGGACAAUCAAACUGGAUCUCUGACCAUCACAAACAUCACAACUCAACACGCUGGAGUUUAUAAACUAGAGAUAAACGGAGUGAAACGGUCAUCAAAAACAUUCAAUGUUUCCGUCUAUGGUCCUCUACCCACUUCUGACAUUACCAGAGAUUGUUCAUCAUCAUCAUCAUCAUCACAUUGUUCACUUGUGUGUUCAGUGGUGAAUGUGGGUCAUGUGACUCUCUCCUGGUACAAAGGAAACAGUUUAUUGUCCAGCAUCAGUGUGUCUGAUCUCAGCAUCAGUCUCUCUCUACCUCUGGAGGUGGAAUAUCAGGAGAAAAACAGCUACAGCUGUGUGAUCAACAAUCCCAUCACAAACCAGACCACACAUCUGAACAUUACUGAACUCUGUCAGCCAUGUCCUGAUCAGGGCUUACCUUUAUUUUACACAGUGCUGAUUCCUUCUGCUGCUGGAUGUCUGUUGAUUUUUUCAGUCGUGAUCUGCUGCAUUUGCAGGAAAUGUAGAAAAACAGCUCUGACCCAAGAGGAAGACAGAACUGAUUCAGCAUUGUGUAAACCAGCAACGCGAAAAACGGUAAGAACAUUAUGUUUUGCAAAAAGACGUGUUGCAGCCAAGCUGAUUGAAGUUUGCAGCAUCAGACGGUCAGUGAGCAGACGUGGGUGGACUAUCGGCCGACCGUUACCUGCAGAAGACAUCACUUCAAAAGAAUAGUUUAAGAAAGUUUUUUUUUUUUUUUUUUGUGCUGUGUACACUAAGCCUGUGUACUUUGUUCCUCAGUCUAGGUUUUUCCAUUAUAAUCAGUGAAGUUGCUUCAUUAUGCAUCUUUACUUUAGGAACAGCCAGUUUAUAUUUUUUUGACCUGCUGCUGUCUAAUGGAAAUUAUAUUUAAUUACACAUAUCAUGAUUUAGGUAACCUGUAACCUACAUGUAAAACUGUUACAAAGCCAGCACCUGAUGUGUUUGUGGCCUACUAAUUUAAAUCAUGGUUUGUUUAAAAACAUAUCUAAACAGGCCCUACAGAUAUAUUAGUUUGUCACACUGAAAUAUCCUUUACAAAGUCAGUUUUCUACCAUUAGAUUUGCACAGUAAGGAAAGAAGAACACAAAGCUGUAACCUGUGCAUUGACACAAGCUGCAGUUGCUCUGCGGUUCAUGAUCAUCUGAGGUAAAAUGCAGAUUUAGCAGGCAUUGGUUGGUUUGUAGACGAGCUACAGCAAGUACCUUUGGUGUUGUGUUUGUGUGAAAAACAAUGAUUCAAAGCCAUUUUGCUGUUGUGAGAAACCUUAAGAAUUUGUGAUGAAGAUUUUUUGACAUCAUAUCCUCUUGCUGGUGUACAGUAUAUUAGCUUAUGUUGUUGCACAUUAAAAAUACAAUCUUAACAUACAAGAUCAACCUAACCCAUGGCAUUGUUUAAAUUUAGUACCCUUUCAUGAUCGAGAUGAAAACAUCCACUAAAUUAAACU
Molecule: messenger RNA, 1683 nt
Organism: Carassius gibelio (silver crucian carp)
Lineage: Eukaryota; Metazoa; Chordata; Actinopteri; Cypriniformes; Cyprinidae
Product: CD48 antigen-like
Exons: 4
Coding region: 45-932 (295 amino acids)
Source: RefSeq, a predicted model, not a curated record